Debaryomyces hansenii CBS767 is the source of this 897-nucleotide messenger RNA. RefSeq names its product DEHA2A00484p. The transcript has a single exon. The record is from RefSeq and is a predicted model, not a curated record. Bases 1 to 897 code for a protein of 298 amino acids. NCBI's taxonomy places the organism in Eukaryota, Fungi, Ascomycota, Pichiomycetes, Serinales, Debaryomycetaceae.
AUGAAAUUUGACACUGUGAUUUUAAUCAGUUUAGCUGCAUUAGCUACUAGUCAAAAUGCCAACACCAUUACUGAAAGCCAAGCGGAGAUUGUGGUCAAGAAACAGCUUGAUUCAAGAUCUUUUGGAUUAAAGGACUUUUUGUCCGAUCAUAUGCCAUGGUCGGGCAAAAAAAACUGGAAGGAUCACGAAGGUAAACAGCACUGGAAUGAUAAUGAUGGUAAAGAACACUGGAAAGAUCACGAUGGUAACGACUGCUGGAAUGACAAAGAUGGCAAGAAGCACUGGAAAGAUCAUGAAGGUAAGGAGCACUGGAAUGAUAAUGAUGGUAAAGAACACUGGAAAGAUCGCGAUGGUAACGACUGCUGGAAUGACAAAGAUGGCAAGAAGCACUGGAAGGAUCAUGAAGGCAAGAAACACUGGAAAGAUCAUGAAGGUAAGGAACACUGGAAGGAUCACGAUGGUAAAGAACACUGGAAAGAUCACGAUGGUAACGACUGCUGGAAUGACAAAGAUGGCAAGAAGCACUGGAAAGAUCAUGAAGGUAAGGAGCACUGGAAUGAUAAGGAUGGUAAAGAACACUGGAAAGAUCAUGAAGGUAACGACUGCUGGAAUGACAAAGAUGGCAAGAAGCACUGGAAGGAUCAUGAAGGUAAGGAGCACUGGAAGGAUCAUGAAGGCAAGAAACACUGGAAGGAUCAUGAAGGUAAGGAGCACUGGAAUGAUAAGGAUGGUAAAGAACACUGGAAAGAUCACGAUGGUAACGACUGCUGGAAUGACAAAGAUGGCAAGAAACACUGGAAGGAUCAUGAAGGUAAGGAGCACUGGAAGGAUCAAGAUGGUAAGGAACAUUUUUAUAAACCUCCUAUUGCUAUGAAAAGGUCCAAUUUUCAAAUCUAA